UAUUCCUAUUUGAACUCAUAUGUGUGAGAUCUUCUAAGAAUCGAAUUUCUGUAUGACUGAUCACCCGAAUGACGUCACCUUCUCUGACGCCAUUUUACACUGAGUAGUUCCAUCAGAUCACCUAAUCACACCUUGUCGCAUACGCAUGAGACGAUUGGAUUACUACCGCUGAUUUCAGUUCUUUCAUUAAUUGUCAUCCCCUCAAUUAAGAAAAUACUUCAUUCACGAUGGACGGUGGAGGAUACUCGGGUGAUGGCGACCUUGGGGGCCCAAGGACACCUCAGCAGGCAGUGUCAACAAAAAAAUUGCAGCAGACACAGGCAAAAGUUGACGAGGUGGUGGGAAUUAUGAAGGUGAAUGUCGAGAAAGUCCUCGAGAGGGAUCAGAAGCUCUCGGAAUUGGACAAUAGGGCUGAUGCACUGCAACAGGGGGCUGCACAGUUUGAGCAGCAGGCUGGCAAGCUGAAGAGAAAAUACUGGUGGAAAAAUCUUAAAAUGAUGAUCAUCAUUGGGAUUAUUUGUGUUAUUAUUCUCAUCAUUAUUAUUGUGUCACUAGUACCGAGCUCAAGUGAUACAGACGCCCAGUAACCGAGAUACAAAAGAAAUCCACCAGGACUUGGAAUUCUAUCCUGAGGAGUUUCUUUGAAUAAGAGUGAAAUAUAUAUAUAUAUAUUUACAGUUCACGAGGUGCCUUAUCUUCCAGGUAUCAUCGAAAAAAUUAAUUAAAAGAUCAAUAUUGAUUAACAGAAAUAUAAUUGUAAAAAUAUGAUAAAUCAAAUGCACUGUUUAGUAGAGGAGUGGUAAAACGUGAAAAUUUCUCAUUUUCGUUGAUUUUGUAUUUAUCUCAAGAGCCGGAAAUAUCAAGAACAAUUAUUUGUAGGGAAAGAAAUUUCCAACGGCAAGUGCUUCGUGACAUUUUCCCCCGGAAUCCUUCAUUACCGAGAUAAUUGCCAUUUAAUUUCCACAAGUUUUCAUUUCAAUGAAAAAAAUCAGAUUUUCGUUAAUUUGAAAUAUCUCACGGGCGAAUGGAUUUUAGGGAAAAAUGUCUAGAACUUUUUUGCGGUUGUGCAAAUUCUCCACAAAAAAAGUCCUCUGAUAUUUUUUCCCCUCAAAUCACUCAGUCUAAAAAUAUUUUAAUGCUAACAAAACUAAAACUCGCCUUUCUUUCACGUUUUACCAUUUCACCAAUUUUAUAUUUAAAAACAUUGAGGAAUAUCGGGUUGCAGAGGGUCCAAAGCACAUUAACAUAAACUCUCCUCAACAAUUGUCAAUUACCCCCCAACUGGGGAAACUCCAUUGCUGUGUCAAAUUAACUAGUGUAUGUGUUUAAUAUUAUUUAAUAUAAUGUUUAUAUUCAUGGGAAA
Messenger RNA from Diachasma alloeum, 1363 nucleotides. RefSeq names its product vesicle-associated membrane protein 2 (gene Syb). Gene Ontology annotation, molecular function: SNAP receptor activity; syntaxin binding. Gene Ontology annotation, biological process: vesicle-mediated transport; vesicle fusion. The transcript has 3 exons. NCBI's taxonomy places the organism in Eukaryota, Metazoa, Arthropoda, Insecta, Hymenoptera, Braconidae. Bases 228 to 587 code for a protein of 119 amino acids. The record is from RefSeq and is a predicted model, not a curated record. Gene Ontology annotation, cellular component: plasma membrane; SNARE complex.